Drosophila busckii is the source of this 1488-nucleotide messenger RNA. Its product is annotated as probable sulfite oxidase, mitochondrial. The record is from RefSeq and is a predicted model, not a curated record. Gene Ontology annotation, cellular component: mitochondrion. NCBI's taxonomy places the organism in Eukaryota, Metazoa, Arthropoda, Insecta, Diptera, Drosophilidae. Gene Ontology annotation, molecular function: heme binding; oxidoreductase activity; molybdenum ion binding.
AUGCCCAUCCACAAUCGAUUGGAUGACGAAGCAGCAUCUCGUCUGUGGCACAUCACAGUGCGGCAAGAUUUGCCCACAUACAGCUUGGAUGACGUGCAGAAGCAUAAUGCACCCGAGCAAGGUAUUUGGAUAACCUUUGGCUUGGGUGUCUACGAUGUUACAGAAUUCGUACCCAAUCAUCCUGGCGGCGAUAAGAUUAUGAUGGCUGCCGGCAGCGCUAUCGAUUCGUUUUGGGCCAUCUACCAGCAGCACAAUACGUUGGAGGUGCUGGAACUACUCGAGGGCUUUCGCAUAGGCAAUCUGCAAAAGGAUGCGGUUGCUGCCAAUGUGGAGGAAGAGCUCGGCUCACCGUGGGCACAAGAGCCAAAGCGCAAUGCAUUGCUGAAGCCCGCCAGUGAGCGUCCCUUCAAUGCAGAGACGCCUUUAGCUUUGCUGGGCGAGCAUUUCUAUACGCCCAACGAGCUCUUCUAUGUGCGCAAUCAUCUGCCCGUGCCUGUGAUCCAGGCAGAGCAGUAUGAGCUGGAGCUGGACGUGGAGGCGGGCGCAGCUGCUGGCCAGCCGACGCGCACUCUGACGCUGGCGGAGCUCAAGGCGCUGCCCAAGCAUUCUGUAACUGCGGCCAUUAUGUGCGGCGGCAAUCGUCGCUCCGAAAUGACACGAGUGAAGCCAGUGAAGGGCUUAUCCUGGGGCCCUGGCGCUGUAGGCAACGCCAAGUGGUCGGGUGCACGUUUGUGCGAUGUGCUGCAAGCAAUGGGCGUGCAACCGAAUGAGGACUUGCAUGUUUUAUUCGAGGGCGCCGACUUGGAUCCCACAUCGCAUCCCUAUGGCGCUUCGAUACCGCUCUCCAAGGCCUUGGAUCCACGUGGUGAUGUGGUGCUGGCCUAUGAAAUGAACGAGGAGCCACUGAAUCGAGAUCAUGGCUAUCCCAUACGUGUCAUAGUGCCGGGCAGCGUGGGUGCACGCAAUGUCAAGUGGCUGACACGCAUUAUAGUGGCGGAUCAUGAAUCGGAUUCGCAUUGGCAGCAGAACGAUUACAAGGGCUUCAGCCCCAGCACCGAUUGGGAUACGGUGGACUUUAAGAAGGCGCAGGCAAUACAGGCCAUGCCUGUGACCUCUGCCAUAUGCACCCCGCUGCCAAAUGAGCGCGUUAAACCCGACGCUGAAGGAUUUAUAACAGUGCGCGGCUAUGCCUGGAGCGGCGGAGGUCGUCGCAUCGAACGUGUGGACUUGACCAGCGACGGUGGCAAGAGCUGGCAUGUGGCGCAGCUGGAGCAAGAGACUGUGCCCGAUGGUCGCCAUUACGGCUGGUCGCUGUGGACUGCACGCUUGCCGCUUAGCGCGGAGCAGCGCAAGCAAGAGGGUCUGGAAAUCUGGGCCAAGGCUGUGGACUCGGCCUACAAUGUGCAGCCAGAGGCCUUCGAGCAUAUCUGGAAUCUACGCGGAGUGCUGGCCAAUGCCUAUCACAAGGUUCCAGUUAAAUUAAGCUAA